This is a messenger RNA of Planococcus citri (citrus mealybug), 5542 nucleotides long. RefSeq names its product RCC1 and BTB domain-containing protein 2-like. The record is from RefSeq and is a predicted model, not a curated record. NCBI's taxonomy places the organism in Eukaryota, Metazoa, Arthropoda, Insecta, Hemiptera, Pseudococcidae. Bases 330 to 1340 code for a protein of 336 amino acids. Gene Ontology annotation, molecular function: ubiquitin protein ligase activity. The transcript has 7 exons.
CGUAAUACUAUGUAAAUUCUGAUAAUUAUCUCUUAUCGAUAUGCAAAAGCAAGCUCACCCAUUUCACAGCCCAUUACCAAUGUAAAUGAAAAAUAUGUACAUCAACAGUCAACACUCUAAAUCCAACAGUUGUAGUGUGAACGUGAUUGAAUUCAUUAUACCUACAUAUCGAAACAUUUCUCAACAGUGCUUUUUAUGAAGUUUUUUCAACAUGAACAAUUCGGGGGCGUUUAUGUAGCCGUGGAGUCGAAAAAUAUCUCAAAACAAAGAAUAUCCAUAAGAAUUAAAUAGGUAGGUACCUGAUUGAAGUACUCACUGAAAGAAAAAAAAUGGAUUCCAUCUCCAUUUCCACCGGUAUACCGUUUUUUAGUUUACUCGAGGAAAGUUUCAUCAAAAAAAUAAAAAUGGUGGCCUUCUCAGGUACAAAAAUGUUAAUGGUAACCAGAUCAGAUGAAGUUUUUGGAUUAGGUCCACUACCAUGUUCUGAAAUACACUCUGAUAAUUUAGAACCAAGACGAAUUCAUCAACUGGAUGGAAAAAAAGUAAAAAAAAUAGUAUUUGGAAAUAAUUUCAUUGUUAUUUUAACCUCAGAAGGCAAAGUGUUCAGUUGGGGUGAAAAUGAAAGUUAUCAAUUAGGAGUAGGUAAUUACGACCAGAUAAGUACACCUACACCGGUUAUAAUUUCUACACUCGAGUCGAAAAAAGUUAUCGAUGUAGCUUGCGGAUCGACCCAUGCAGUAGUACGAUGCAGUGAUAAUCAGAUUUAUUUUUGGGGUAAAGGCAUAUCAGCUAAACCAGGAUACAGAGAAACAAACGCUAUAGCGAUUACUAGCACCGCUGAGGGAGUUUUCUAUGUGACUACAAAGGGCGAGGUAUAUGGAAUGGGAUACGUUUGCACCAGGACGAUUCAUUCUCCAACUUACUCCAUUGGAAACGGCUACACCAAUGCUCCAGUUACUAUUUGGACAAAAAUUUCUGAUCUGAGUAAUAUUAAAAAAAUUGCCGGAGGAAAACAUCACAUCAUAGCUUUAAAUAACGACGGCGUUGCAUUUAUUUGGGGAGAUAAUCAGAAAGGGCAAUUAGGUGUGAAAAUUCCGAAAAACAACGCGACUCCGAUCGAAUUCUCGAGUAUUUCUGAAAAGAUUAUUGAUAUUGCAGCCAAUUCUCAAAGUGAUUUAUCUGCAGCCAUGACUCAAAGUUCGAAAUUAUACGUAUGGGGAGCUUACCCAGGAGGACACUUCUCGAAGCCCUAUUUGACAUCGUUCACUUCUUUCAAUGAAGCUUUCGCCAAUUUCUCUGAUCCAAACAUGACCCAUGAUUGUAUAACUUUUGAACAGUGAGACAAGACAUAAUGGAUGGUUAAGAUAACUUUUGAAUCGAUUGAUCAGAUAGGUACCAGAUUUACGAGGAUUUUGGCUGGAAUUGUAAUCUGAUGCAGAUGUACGAGUAUGUUUUUUGAACUGAGAUUCAUUCCAUUCUAUGUAAAAGUAAUACUGAAUAAGAUGAACGAAACAAGAAGACCAUAUUGUGGUACACAUAAAUAAAUGAAUAAAUCAUGUUGAAACGUCUACAAAGUACAUAUUAACGAAUUUUUGAAAAAUUAAAAUUGACCAUUUUCGGCGAUUUAUGCAUUUUUAUUGAAGGUAUUAUACAAUUAAUCCAGUAAAAAUGAUUACAAUUUGUAAUCUUUUAUCGAAGCGAAUUUCACCACUUCUCGUCAUUCUGGAGUCUCCAGAACGAUUUUCGAUUUUUACAGAAUUUAAAAAUUUCUUCAGAAGUAGCAGAAAUUAAUUUAGGCAGCUAAAAAAACAAAAAAUCGAAUUUUUGCUCAACUUAUUCUCGAGUUGUUCAAAAGGUUAAAACUUCAUCCACAAAUGAUCAACUCGAGUGCGUUUUUUUGAUCAACCUUCUUCAGUCAUCAAUUCAUCAUUAAAAAUCAUUUUGGUAAAAAACCUGGAAGUCGGACUAAAUGUGGAUAAACUCGUUAAAUAGGUCGAGAAAAAACCACAACUCAAUUUUUGGCUGCAGAAAUUGACUUCCACGCCUUCUAGACAUUUUGAAAUUCAGAAGGAAUCGAAAAUCGCACUGAAAGAUCCAGAUAGCUCGAAAUUGUGAAAUUCGUAUUCGAGAAGUUCGUUUUAUUUAGACAAGAUACAGUCAUUCGUGCAAAAUGCAAAUACAACUGUAGAUUAGUACCUCUACCUACUCGAGGAGAUUUAUCAAAAAACGUUAUUAUGACUGGUUGCCUAUUUUGUGAAUUGAAGGAGUCACGUGCUUCGCAAAAUUCAAAAUUUAUUAAUUCUGAGAAAAAUCAUCAAAAAUAAGAAAAUAUUUGAAACAUUCAAACGACGCCCAUAACCCAGUAUGUACCUGCAUAGUGCAUACUCGAGUGGACGAACAAAAAAAUGUUAUCAUGACAAAUAAUUACUCAUCUUCAAAAUUGAAGGGACAAACUUGAUUCAAAAUUUCCAAAUUUGUUGUGUCCUAGAUUUUGAAAAUUUUGAAUUUGCAAAUUGUAUUUGCACCUUGAAUUUUGAAGAUGGAUAAUUUGUCAUAAAGACUUUUUUUGUUCGUCCACUCAAAUACUAUGAGUUGGUAAAGUCACUUAAAUGAUCUAAACAUCUGUUCAUUUUCGGCGAAUUUUUCAAAAUAUUGAUAAAUUUUUGCCCAAAAAUGGUGUAACUUCUUCAAUUCACAAAUAGUAAGAAAAUAUUUGCAUCAUUGAAUUGACUUCAUUAACCCAUAGUGCUCAAAUGGGCGAACAAAAAAUGUUGAUAUGACAAAUUUGUCUAUAUUUUUCAAAAUUGAAGGCACAAACACAAUUUCAAAAUUUGAGUCACAAACACUGGUUUUAAACAGUGUCUGUCACAUACACUGGUUUUAGCAGUGUCUGUCUCAAACACUGGUUUAAAAGGGUGUCUGUCACAAACACUGGUUUUAAACAGUGUCUGUCACAAACACUAUAGUUUUGAAAAGUGUCAGUCACAAACACAGAUUUUAAACAGUGUCUGUCACUACCACUGGUUUUUCACUUGGGUUUGAAAACUACCACUGAUUUAAAUGGUGCCUGUCACUACCACUGGUCAUUUUUACUACAGUUCGAACACACACCCACUGGUUUAAAUGGUGUGAGUCUUUACCACUGGUUUUUACUUGGUUUUGGACACUACCACUGAUUUGAAUGGUGUCUGUCACUACCACUGGUUUUUCACUUGGGUUUGAAAACUACAACUGAUUUAAAUGGUGCCUGUCACUACCACUGGUCAUUUUUACUACAGUUCGAACACACAACCACUGGUUUAAAUGGUGUGAGUCUUUACCACUGGUUUUUACUUGGUUUUGGACACUACCACUGAUUUGAAUGGUGUCUGUCACUACCACUGGUUUUUUACUUGCGUUUUAACACAAACCCACUGAUUUAAAUGGUGUGAGUCUCUACCACCAGUUUUUACUUGGGUUUGAACACUACCACUGAUUUAAACAGUGUCUGUCGCAAACACUGGUUUUAAACAGUGUCUGUCACAAACACUGGUUUCAAACAGUGUCUGUCACUACCACUGGUUUUUCACUUGGGUUUGAAAACUACCACCGAUUUAAAUAGUGUCUGUCACAAACUCUGGUUUUAAACCGAUGAACUCUUCAAACAGAUGAAAACUCUCCGUUCAUUCCAGACAACCCCUCUAAAAUAGAAAAAUUAAUCGCUUUAAUUAAAAAAUACAACCUCGCAAACUCAAUAUAAACCGUCUCACAUAAGAUGUAAUAAUCUAGUAAGUAAUUAUAAACACCCCCCCUCCCCAAAAUUUGAAAAUUGUGAAUCACGUUUGCUUAUUUAAUUUUGAAAAUGAACGAUUUGUCAUGAUGACAUUUUUUGUUCGUCCAUGGGCAAUGGGCAUCAUUUAAAAUAUGAUUCAAACAUUUUCUUGUUUUUGAUAAUUUUUUUCAAAAAUUUUGAGUUUUGCGAAGCACGUGGCUCCUUUAAUUUACAACGUUGGAUAAAAAAAACAAUAUACGAGAUGCCCGCCUUGCAUUUGGGCCGAAAGAGGAUACAAUUUUCAAAACGGCCAAUUGGUUUCCACGUUUUCUAGGAAAAUUUUAUAAUUUUAGAGAAAUCAAAAAAUCACGCUGGUGGCUCCAGAAUGACUGGAAAUAUUGAAAUUCUUUUCGUAGAAGUUCGUAUUAUAGUUUCAGAACCAAUUAUCCUCAUUUUUACUGAAUAAAUUACACAUAUUUUAUUAAAAAUCAUAAUUCCGAGGGGGGGGGAAUUUUAUUUCGAAUUUUCAAAAAUUCACCAAAAUCAAAUUCCAAUUUUGUACUCAAAAAAACAAAACGUUGGACGUAACUGUCCCAGAAAAAUUGUGGAAAAUUAAGAAAUUGUGAACAAAUCUAUUUCUAAUCUUGAUAGAAUGACAACUUUUCUUGAUCAAAAUUUCCACAUUUUGGUCAACUAAAAUCACAAAAAGAGCAACUUUUCAGUUUUAUAAUAUAAUUUUGGAAAUUAAUUCAGAUUUUAAGGCAAAUUUAAAAAAAAAAAUGAACUAUAAUAUUGAGUACGUAAAUUGAACAAGAAGCAAUUUUCAAAUUGAGGAAAAAAGAACUGGAAAUAGAAAAAAGAGUUGAAUAAUAUCAAAGCACACAAAAAGAAACUUUUUCAAAUAUUUUCGAUUCGAAAUAUUUUUUCCAAAUUCCGAUAGCAAAAAGUCAAUGUUCAAUGUUGAAAAAUUUAUUCGAAAAUUGCUCCAAUAAUAUCAAUACAAAAGUAAUUUUGUUUACUUUAUUUCGAGAGUUUCGAAGAUCUUCAUUCACAUUAAAGAUACUCAAGGUCAAGAGUUUUUCAAGUACCUUUAGGUAAAUAGGACCAGAGCAAUAUAUUUUUUUUUCAAUACCAACCUAGUUAAUUUUUCUCAUUGAACAAAAUAUGUACAUUGCACUCCUGAAUAUUUACCAUUUUCCAGUCAAAAUAUCGUCACUCGGCCAAACCUCUCCGCUGCUUAACUAAACCACUAGGCUAUAUCCAAUCGCGAAUACAAUGAGCAAUUUUAAAUGUAGACGACUAAAACCGUCCUUUUAUCACAUCAAAUGUCUAGUCUGCAAAAUAGAACUCUCAUUAGGUUAAAAUUGCCUAGCUACAUAAUUUUUUAUACGCGAACUCUCUGAUAAAACGUAAGUUUAUACCUAUUUUAAGAAAAAUUUUCUCAUUAAAUAAUAAUUACGGAAUAUUACCGAUUCGGUAGUAUGUUAAUUUUGAUAAUUAUCUCCUAUCAAUAUGCACAAGUGAGCUUACUCAUUUCACAACCAAUUACCAAUUUAAAUGGAAAAUUACGAGUACCUACGUCGUCGUCGAUAUAUCGUACUCUAAAUCAAACCGUUCUAAUGUGAAGGUGGUUGAAUACGAGUAUGUACUUUCUCAACAGUGUUUUUUCAACAUGAACUAUUCAAAGACGUUCACGUAGCUACAGUGUCGAAAAAUAUCUCAUAAUAGAGAAUAGUUCUACGAGUAGAAAAGUAUUAAUUAAUUAAAGUACCGAAAGAACAAAAAAAUGGA